CGCGGCCUCUUCCUGUCUGUGCUAGGCAGCGCGUGGUCGGCGCCGAGCGAUCCAGACGCCCCGGCUGCACCCUCAGGAUGACCGAGUGGGAGACGGCCGCGCCCGCGGUGGCGGAGACCCCCGACAUCAAGCUCUUCGGGAAGUGGAGCACUGAUGACGUGCAGAUCAAUGACAUUUCCCUGCAGGACUACAUUGCCGUGAAGGAGAAGUAUGCCAAGUACUUGCCCCACAGCGCAGGCCGCUAUGCCGCCAAGCGCUUCCGCAAGGCUCAGUGCCCCAUCGUGGAGCGCCUCACCAACUCCAUGAUGAUGCACGGCCGCAACAAUGGGAAGAAGCUCAUGACCGUCCGCAUCGUCAAGCAUGCCUUCGAGAUCAUCCACCUGCUCACAGGCGAGAACCCCCUGCAGGUCCUGGUGAAUGCCAUCAUCAACAGCGGCCCCCGGGAAGACUCAACCCGCAUUGGGCGAGCCGGGACUGUGAGGCGGCAGGCCGUGGAUGUGUCCCCGCUGCGCCGUGUGAAUCAGGCCAUCUGGCUGCUGUGCACAGGGGCCCGGGAGGCCGCCUUCCGGAACAUCAAGACCAUUGCUGAGUGCCUUGCUGACGAGCUCAUCAAUGCUGCCAAGGGCUCUUCCAACUCCUACGCUAUCAAGAAGAAGGACGAGCUAGAGCGUGUGGCCAAAUCCAACCGUUGAUCACCAGACUGCAGCCCCAAUAAACCUGCCUGUCUGCCCUUGAGGCAGCUGCACCCAGUGUGCUACUGUGUCUACUUCUGGGG
This is a messenger RNA of Talpa occidentalis (Iberian mole), 775 nucleotides long. It is a transcript of the gene RPS5, whose product is annotated as ribosomal protein S5. Gene Ontology annotation, biological process: ribosomal small subunit assembly; translation. Gene Ontology annotation, cellular component: cytosolic small ribosomal subunit; ribosome. Gene Ontology annotation, molecular function: mRNA binding; structural constituent of ribosome; rRNA binding. The transcript is spliced from 6 exons. NCBI's taxonomy places the organism in Eukaryota, Metazoa, Chordata, Mammalia, Eulipotyphla, Talpidae. Bases 78 to 692 code for a protein of 204 amino acids. The record is from RefSeq and is a predicted model, not a curated record.